Ipomoea triloba (trilobed morning glory) is the source of this 1438-nucleotide messenger RNA. Its product is annotated as exopolygalacturonase clone GBGA483-like. The coding region runs from base 77 to 1282 and encodes 401 amino acids. Lineage: Eukaryota; Viridiplantae; Streptophyta; Magnoliopsida; Solanales; Convolvulaceae. The transcript has 3 exons. The record is from RefSeq and is a predicted model, not a curated record. Gene Ontology annotation, biological process: carbohydrate metabolic process. Gene Ontology annotation, molecular function: polygalacturonase activity.
AAAUAAAAAAAUCUAAAAAAAAUUAAAUAUUAUAUUAAAAAACAAAAAACUAAAAAACUAAAAAAAAAAAACAGGGAUGGGUUCCAAGGUGAUUCAAGCUGCAUUGAUUUUUUUCUCUGUGUCAUAUCUUGGAGCAACCGUACAAGGCAUUGAGGUUGACGUUAAAAAAUCCGGUGCAAAAGCCGAUGGGAAGUCCGAUGAUACUGCGGCUUUUAAAAAAGCUUGGGAUGAGGUAUGCAAAGCGACGGAGCCAAGCACGCUCACGGUUCCGGAAGGCAAGUAUACGGUGGGUCAGCUUGGGUUUCUAGGUCCUUGUAAGAGUGCCAUAACAUUUAAUGCGGAAGGCGCCGAGUUUAUUGCGCCAACUGACCCCACUCAGUUUAAAACACGAGAUGGAUGGAUUUUGUUCAGCAUGGUUAAAGACUUGACGGUCUCCGGUGGCACUUUCAACGGCCAGGGUUCCGCUGCCUGGAAAAUAAACAAUUGUAACAAGAGUUUCGAUGGAAAUUGUAGAAACCUCCCCAUUAACUUGAACCUAGGCACGUUGACAAACUCGGUGGUGAAAGGAGUAACGUCUGUGGACAGCAAGUUUUUCCAUAUGAAUGUGAUACAGUGCAAGAACCUAACGCUGAGUAAAAUCACCAUCACGGCGCCGGGGGACAGCGCAAACACCGACGGAAUCCACAUCGGGCGUUCCAACGGGGUUACUGUGAACGGCGCCGACAUAAAGACCGGCGAUGACUGUAUCUCAUUCGGGGACGGCAGCCAGCAGGUGACCGUUGAGAAUGUGAAAUGCGGCCCUGGCCAUGGAAUCAGUAUCGGAAGUUUAGGAAAAUACCCUAAUGAACAACCUGUGAUGGGAGUGACCGUCAAACAUUGCACACUCUCUAAUACUUUGAACGGAGUUAGGAUCAAGACAUGGCCGGCGUCUCCAAACGGCGUUGCCACCGGCAUGCACUUCGAAGAUGUGACGAUGGAAAACGUCAGCAACCCAAUCUUGAUCGAUCAGGAAUACUGCCCCUGGAAUCAAUGCAAGACCGGUGUCCCGUCCAAAAUAAAGAUCAGUGACGUUAGCUUCAAGGACAUAAAGGGGACGUCGGCGACAAAGGUGGCAGUGAAAUUACUAUGCAGCCCCGGAGUACCGUGCGACAAAGUAGAGCUAAGCGGGGUAAACUUGGAAUAUAAAGGAACCAACGGCAGCGCCAUAUCUGAAUGUGACAACAUUAAACCAACACUCUCCGGCAAAAACAGCCCUCCAAUUUGUGAUGCCGCUAAAGCUUAAUCACUCUGUGUAAGCCCGUCUCAAAGUAGUAUUAGAUUUAAGUACGUGCUUGUAAAUAAACAGCGCCCCUUACGUGUUUGUAUAUAUGCACGGCACGAUUGAGUGGUGAAAUUUGUUAUUACUAUUUAUCAAUAAUAUCAUUCAUCUUUUCUAAAA